ACACUCUCUCACAAAAAGCUCCGCCAUCCUGAAGUCCCUUACUAUCUUCCUUGUAACCCUCCUCCCCGCCCUCUUUUCCAUGUCCUUUCUGACCAAGCUCCUGCGGCCCUUCAGCACAAUGUCCAACGCGCCCGCGCAGCCCAUGACCGUGCCCUCGGGCGCACACACCGCCACCCUCGCAGCGGGCUGUUUCUGGGGUGUUGAGCACAUGUACCGCAAAGAGUACAAGGACAAGGGUCUAUACGAUGCGCGCGUUGGUUACAUUGGUGGCGACACCGAGAACCCGGGAUAUAGAGCUGUGUGCAGUGGAAGGACCGGCCACGCCGAAGCACUACAAGUAAUAUACGACCCGACCAAAGUAACCUAUCGCUCGUUACUAGAAUUCUUCUACAAAAUGCACGAUCCCACAACGCCAAACCGUCAGGGUCCAGACGUUGGCACCCAAUACCGCUCAGCUAUCUUUUACCACGACGCCGAGCAAGAGAAAAUUGCGCGCGAUGUCACAGACAAAGUAAACAAGCAGUGGUGGAAGGGCGCCGUAGCAACAGAGAUUCUGCCUGCGGGCAAGUGGUGGGACGCUGAGGAGUAUCACCAACUAUACUUGGACCACAACCCAGGCGGUUACGAAUGCCCAAGUCACUUUUUGAGAAAAUUCCCGCCGCUUGAGGACUAGGAGGUGGGUCAAAUGGAAAUUAGAUACCAGAGGGGAAGAGGAGACUGCAGUAUCAUGAUACCUAUCUCAAUAUUCAAUAUAUCGUGUUUGCAACC
Bipolaris sorokiniana ND90Pr is the source of this 768-nucleotide messenger RNA. RefSeq lists its product as uncharacterized. The transcript is spliced from 2 exons. Lineage: Eukaryota; Fungi; Ascomycota; Dothideomycetes; Pleosporales; Pleosporaceae. The record is from RefSeq and is a predicted model, not a curated record. Gene Ontology annotation, molecular function: peptide-methionine (S)-S-oxide reductase activity. The coding region runs from base 80 to 673 and encodes 197 amino acids.